This is a messenger RNA of Cydia pomonella (codling moth), 2060 nucleotides long. RefSeq lists its product as uncharacterized. Gene Ontology annotation, molecular function: nucleic acid binding. The record is from RefSeq and is a predicted model, not a curated record. The coding region runs from base 36 to 1394 and encodes 452 amino acids. The transcript has 9 exons. Lineage: Eukaryota; Metazoa; Arthropoda; Insecta; Lepidoptera; Tortricidae.
UUAAAGUGCUACAAUUAGGUGACCGAUUCAUCAAUAUGUCUUUCGACGUCAAUUGGGACGUCGAAAAUCAGAGAGAAGAUCACGAAUGCGAAGAACACUGGCAGUUAAGAAAGGCGUUUAUAGAGCGAUGGAAGAACGAAUAUCCUAAAGACAGACUGGUUUGCCUAGCUAGAGUCUUCGCUAACAUGGAAUUCAUGGGUUGCCGGUACCCCACAGAAGUCAUGCAAGAAGUUGCAAGGCUCUCACAAGAAGUAGCAAGUGCCUACAGAAAAUCUAAGAAAGGUAAACUCCAAAGGACAUUUGUGUCAGCCUCCGAUGCUGCUGAGGACAGAGCGAGAGGUGUCAAGCGUGAAGGUGGCAUCAUCAAAGAUGGUCCGGAACCAAAAUCUUCUAAAAUCCAGUUUGUGAAACAGGGCCAGGGUGGCAAUGAAGAAGAGAGUGAGGACAAGGAUGUGGAAAGUAGAAUAAGGAAUUUGAUUAGUUCGAGUAUAUCCAGCAAAUCAACCGAGGACGCCCGAAAGCCCCUCGGGGAUCUUAAUGAGUACCUAAAAGACCUGAGCAGCGUACGGUGCCUGGACGCACGGGUAUUUGACGACAGCAUGUUCUUCAGCAGUUUUGGGCAGCUGGUGUUGCUCAUCAGGCCUUGGGCAGGGAAAUGGUGGAAUAUACAAACAAGCUGUCAAGUAUGCAAUAUCCCGUUCAACUCAACGUUUGAAGACGGGGCUAUGUCUAUGAUCAUCAACGGACUACUAGUAGCCCGGGCAACGGGGGCCUGUAAAGCGGACGCCAAGUGCAACGUCGAGAUCAUGGCAUGGAAUAGACUACGCGAGGAAGUGGUAACAGUGGUGGUUAAGGAACAAUUCAGAGCAGACGGCGGCGCCAUCUCGGUGAGCCAGGUGACGGGGCGGCGCGACGACGAGUUCGGGGCGCCCGUCGAGAACAGCGUCGCCACUAAGAUGAUGAAGUUGAUGGGCUGGAAGGGCGGCGGGCUGGGCGCCGACGCGCAGGGCAUCGAGGAGCCUAUCAAGCCGCAUUUGCAAAUGGUGAACCGCCAAGGGCUGGGCAGCACUUGCUCCGACGCCCAGAGCCUCCGUCGAGCAGCCUUCACCCUCAUGAGGCGAUACUUAGCUUCAGACUGUCUCGACGUCGACCUUAUCUUCAGUAAAGACUUCUCCAAGGAAGAGCGGUCUAUUUUACAUCAGGUCGCGCAGAAGGUCGGCUUGGCCAGCAGAAGCUACGGAACUGGAGAAGAAAGAUUCCUAGUGGUAAAGAAGAAGCUAGACCCCUUCUCGCUCACACGUGCUGUGUUAGAAAAGGGCGGUAACACCCCCAAGUACCAGGUAUUCAUACCGUGCGGCGCCAGUAAAAGAACUCAAAGAAAUGGAAGAUAUUGAUACAUUUAUACGCCGUUUGUAUACAAAAAAAAUUAGGGCAAAGUUGACGACUUGUCUUUUAAAGAUUCAAUGUCUCAAACUAAACAAGACGUAAUGUCAUCAGUUCCGCGAUAAAUUAAUUUUUAUUUCAGAUUUAAGAUGAUUAAUUGAUAAAUGUAAAUCUCAUUUACAUGUCAAACAUACAAGAUAUAUUAAUAAAACUUAUAAAUUAAUUCUCAAUAAUUAUUUCAGCUUAAUUAUUUAAUAUUUGGAAUUCAUAUCUGUCUAAGCUACCUCUGCACCGACUUCGCAGUGAUAAUAAAUUCUAAAAACAUCACAUUUUCAUAGGAAUUUACCUUUAUGUUGGCAGGUAGCUUUAUCCUACUCUAGAAGAAAUGUACCUACCAUUAUUCAAUUUUUUUUCAAUUCAAUUCAAUAUUUUAAUUCGAAUAAUACAAUCCAUAUUAGUGUUAGUACAUAGCACAGUAAAACUUAUAAAUCUAUGUUAGUGACACCUAUAACAACAAACAAAAAUAAAAAUAAUAAUAAACAUUAAUUAAAAGCGGCGCGGUGCGGCGAGCGGCGGCGCGUGCAGCCGUACCCAGCGCGCGAACAAAGGCGAGUCCCAGCGCUGCGCCAGCACGCUUAGAAUACUGUUUGGGCUACCGCGAAGACGGUUUAGUAAUG